Messenger RNA from Eutrema salsugineum, 2073 nucleotides. RefSeq lists its product as uncharacterized. Gene Ontology annotation, cellular component: RNA polymerase I transcription regulator complex. The record is from RefSeq and is a predicted model, not a curated record. Lineage: Eukaryota; Viridiplantae; Streptophyta; Magnoliopsida; Brassicales; Brassicaceae. The coding region runs from base 116 to 1942 and encodes 608 amino acids. The transcript has 9 exons. Gene Ontology annotation, biological process: transcription by RNA polymerase I.
UCCCCUUUCGUCAGAAGUUCGAUUCGACGGAGGCCAAAGAGGAAACCCUAAUUCCCCAUCUCUCCUUGUUGAACUGAAUUGUGAAAAAAAACACCGAAGAAUUGAGGAUACGGCAAUGGUGAAAACCGAAGUAAAAACUGAGAUGUUUGAGGACAUCAAACCUGAUAAGCAACCUUGCGUGGUUAGCUCCGAUGUCGUCUCAGAUAGGAAGUUCAAGAGAACUCUCCUUUGCGUCUCGAAACCAUCUUACCUUCUGGGUCUUCUUGGGCCAAGAAAUAGCCGAAGCGAGUACCUCAAACGAUUGCCAAAGAUCCUCCGUGAGCUGAUUCGAAAUAGAAACUGGAGAGAUGCAAGUAGUGUACUUAGCGUUUUGAUGCAAGGAACAAUGAGAGAUGGUUCACCAGCGAUGAAUCGGCUCAAAUACGAGUCUCAUAUACAAAUUCUGAGUCACUUGCAAUCUUGCAAAAACAACGCCGAUGAGAUUGGGAAAAUAUAUGAUACUUGGAUCGGGAAGAUUGGUAAACAGCAUAAAGAGGAGAAGCUCUUGGUUUGGUUUGAACAAAUUUGCCAUUUUAUCGAGCAUGGGAUGGAUAGUGUAGCCGAGAGUGCUGUAAUCAGCAUGAUGCAGAACCGUGAUUUGGCAAUGCUUCCACGGACCAAUCUAUUUAUAGGACUCACAUUCUACAGAUUGUGGUGUCGUAAAUUCGUGGCAGAGUUACAGCCUGAAGAUGUAGACUGCAGCGAGAGCAUAUCUAAUGUGUCGGAACCAAGAUCUGAUAUUAUGGUUGAGUGUUCGGUCAAGGAGGAGUCUGUUUACUCUGUGGAGUCGGAGGUUUCUGUUAAACACGAGUCAGAGUCUUCGGUCAUGAAUUAUAAACGAACUUCACAUAUAUCCAUCAGUGAUUUAGCGGAAGGGAUGGAUGUGAAGGUAAAACUGGAGAGUCCUCAGCAUUAUACCAAUCCACCACGACUCUAUGUCACCUCUGAAGAAAACGAAGACUCUUUCCAAAAUGGAGUUUCAUUUGAUCCCGCUCUUAUUCAAAUUCUUGGGGACAUGGAUCCAUGGUUGCUUCCUUUGAUACCACCAGAAGAUCCUGAUUGCUAUAGAAAGAUUGUUAAUGAUUCUUAUUUUAAGGAAGCAGUGAGAUAUCUGCGGCUUACGAUGCAGUCUCCCCGUCAUGUAUCACUAGCUGCAUUACAUCCACUUGUACAGCUUCUGUUAAUUGGAGGCCAUGUAGAUGAAGCGAUGAAAGUGGUCGAGCAGAUGUGCAACAAAGUACAUGACAUCAAACCUUUCAGGAUUAAGGCGGCUAUGGCGGAGAAGUUUCAUCCUAAGAGCACAAUGCUCGCAAAAUGCUACGAAGAUGUCUUAAAGAUUGAUCCUACUUGUGUAACUACCCUGAAGAAGCUUUAUGGAAUGUUCCUAGAAGAUGGGUAUAGUAGAGAGUCGAUUGUAGAAAUGAUAGCAUUGCAUGUAGAAGCUUCUUUUCCGGAGCCGGAAAUCUGGAAAGAGUUUGCCUCUUGCUUGCUUCUCUUCUUUGAGAAUCUUGAUGAAGACCGUAUGUCAAUAUGUUUCGACGGCUCUGGAGAAGAAAGUAAUCAACAAAAUUUCUCUGUUCGAUACAACCCGACACCUAAGAUGUUCACCGAUACAUCAUGGACACUUCGGGCUAAGUGGUGGCUAAACCGCCAUUUCUCCUCGGAAAUACUCGAGACAGAAAUUAAAAAGUUCGAAAAGCUCGAGGCAGAAGAAGAAAACGGAGGUUUGGAGAUGAUGAGAUUGAUGAGUUACAAAGCGGCAUGUGCAAGUCAUAUCUAUGGACCAGAGUUUAGUUAUGUUACAAUAGUGUACGGUUUGUUGGAGAAUAAAUGCUACAACAUAGAAUUGUUAAACUCCUUGCAAACACACAGACGAAAUUUUAAUUGUUUACACAUAUUAUAGAAUAGACCUAUUUUGGUGUUAUUAUAAUUUUUUGGUUCCCACUAUGUAAGCUUUAUUUUGAUGGAACAUGCAUGACUUACUAAAUUUGAGGUCUUAUGCAUGUAUAUGGAAGAUAUAGGUGAAUAACUUUU